AUGGGUGACAUAGCGCUGGAGCUGGAGCAUCAGCACCUCCCGACUCUGAUGGUACUGCAGAACGAGAACUUCAACUACUCCCGCUUCACAGACAGCUACCUGAUGGAGCCCUGGACCUGCACCGACUCCGACCUCAGCAAGACCAAAGACGACCUCACUGCCUUCUCCUUCCUCUACGAGUGCAAGACUCCAAAGGAUCAGAGGAUGACUGCAUGCAGCAGAGGCAGUAGCUUAUACAAGCCAGAGAGAUUAGCAAGUUUAGCUCAGGUGUACGUCAGGACCCUGGGUGCCUCAUCCCCUGACUUGCUCUCCCUGGAUAGCCCAACCCACAUCAUGAAGCUGCUGACCAACAACAUUUCCGCCAGCCAGUCACAGGAAGUGCUGGACCUCAACAGGAAGUUGUCCCCACUGUGCCCGCCGAAGCAGACCUCCCCUGGCCCACAGACCUACAUCCAGCCUGCAGAGAGCUACGACAAGCAGGUGAUCAACACCAUCUUCGACAGCCUACUGCACACAGCCUACCCAGCAGUCACCACAGAAGGGACGGUGUCCUACAGCGAUUCCUUCGUAAACCAAAGCAGCCCAGUCUACUCAGACUCCUACACCAACUCACCCCCAGAGAGAUUCAGAAAUGAUUUCCAGUUCAUCCUUGGCGCGCCUCAGGCUUCCCAGCACAAGACCACAGAGAUGCCCAUGGUCUACCUGAACAAGGGUCAGUUCUACCCCAUCUCCCUGCUGGGGAUGGACAGCAGCGCUGGACAGCCCAUGGGAAGAGUCAAGACGGUGAUCAUGGCGGUGUUUGAGAACGACAAGAGCCCAGAGAUGCAGCUGAAGUGCUGGAAUCACUGGCACGCCAGACAGCCAACCGUUAAGCAGAGGGUCAUUGACAUCGCUGACUACAAAGAAACCCUUACGGGCAUCAGCAACGUGGAUGAAGUAGCAUUCAACGCUCUGUCCUUCGUCUGGAACACCAAUGAGGAGGCCAAGGUGUACAUUGGCAUCAACUCCCUGAGCACGGAUUUCUCGGCUCAGAAGGGUGUGAAGGGCCUGCCGCUCAACCUCCAGAUUGACACGUAUGACAUCAGCACUGGCACCAACACACUCAUCCACCGUGCCGCCUGCCAGAUCAAAAUCUUCUGCGAUAAGGGAGCAGAGAGGAAGAUGCGAGAUGAGGACAGGAAGAAAAGUAAGAGGAGGGUGAAGAAUGACUCCAGCAAUGCCAACAGCAAACAGGGCCAUGUGAGCAGCUCUAUGGGGGCAGACAGCACCUACUUCAAGACGCUGGACGACCAUGUGACGCAGCCAGUGCUCUUCAUCCCAGAGAUGCACUACAGCAACCUGCAGCGCUGCGGCCUGGCCCCCUCAGUCGUGGUUGAGGAAGGUGACUCCAGGGCCUCUCUGAAGAGGGUCAGCUGUUACCCCGAGGCGGGAGAAAGGUGCAGUCCGCCCCCAAGCAAACAGGCCCGUCAAGAGGAGCAUCAGAGAGUCCUGCUGUACGUGCGGAAAGAGACGGAGGAAGUGUUUGAUGCCCUCAUGUUAAACAGCCCCACGUUGAAAGGCCUGCGAGAAGCCAUUUCAGAAAAGUACGGUAUGCAAGAAGACGCCAUUGGGAAAGUCUUCAAGAAAUGCAAAAGAGGGAUUUUCAUCAACAUGGACGACAACAUUAUCGAACACUACAGCAACCAUUCGGCUUUCCUGAUCAACAUCUCCGAGGUCAUGAUGGGUCACUUCCACAUCACCCUCACCGAGCUCUAGAAAGUUCCACCAGCCCCCGCCUCUCUCUCUCCAGCUGUUCUGACGGCCAUCGCUGGAAACUUAAAGCACUGCCACCACACUGAGAGACUCUUGGAUGAAAACCUGUCUCCAUGGAAACAAGAGAAGCAGGAAAUAAUUUAACAAGCAGACCCAACAUGAGCUCAUGAAACUGCCAGACAUUGCCUGUGUAAAUACCACUCGCUGUUUAUCUUUAUGAACUUUUAAUAUUAUUUUAAUAUAA
Molecule: messenger RNA, 1996 nt
Organism: Clupea harengus (Atlantic herring)
Lineage: Eukaryota; Metazoa; Chordata; Actinopteri; Clupeiformes; Clupeidae
Gene: grhl3
Product: grainyhead-like transcription factor 3
Exons: 16
Coding region: 1-1755 (584 amino acids)
Biological process (GO): regulation of transcription by RNA polymerase II
Cellular component (GO): nucleus
Molecular function (GO): RNA polymerase II cis-regulatory region sequence-specific DNA binding; DNA-binding transcription activator activity, RNA polymerase II-specific
Source: RefSeq, a predicted model, not a curated record